UGUCUCAAUGUUGGGUGUGUGUGGGGAUAAAGUGAAUGUCACACUGAUUUCAAAAGUCUUUCGCAAUCUGUGGGCUCAGAAUCCUCCCACUGCGGGCGUAUUUAACCCGCUGGACGCUUUCAAACCACCUGUAGCGGAUCUGUGUCCUCCAACGGAUAUAAACCUCCGAAAGCCACCAAGACACCGGGCACGAAGCCCCUGUGACGGGAGACAUCUUCUGUUUUCAUUGUUUUUUUCUUAUAUCAUUAUAUUUUUUGUAUUUGUAUGAAUGUUAAUUAAGAAGAGAACUAUGUUACUGACGCACCGACUCUUCUUCCUAUUGAUAUUAAUCUCGACUUCAGCUGUAACAGAGAUAGAUGCAAAUGCCACAGGCUCACCCACUAGUGAUCCCACCAUGACUGUUGCACCAAGCAUUCCAUCUGGGAAUACAAGUACAGCAUUCCCAAACAGUGCUACAACUUCAGCUCUGUUGACAACACGUCGUGGUGAUGUCACUUCUCUACUCUCAUCUACUCAAGACAGCAUUUCGAGCUCAUCCACAACUCCACUAGUUAAUGCUACAAGCUCAUCAGUGAGUACAUCAGGAAAUGCCACAACUUCACCUGCACCUGUAGCCAACAUCACAAGUCCACUUGAACCUACAGCGGGGAAUGCAACAACCGAUCCUGUAACUGCACCAGGGGACAGCACAACUACUAAUUUCCUUGAGUCAGGCAACAGCACAUCUCUACCCCACACUACAAGUGGCAAUUACACAUCUCCUCUCAUUAGCUCACCAGGCUACACCACUGCUCCAUCCAUUACAACCCCAAGCAAUGUCACAAUUACCGCCCAAACCACAUCAGGUAACGAUACAACAGCAAACUAUGCCACGACGUCACCCUCAGCCACACACUUACCAACACCAGAGAACAAUGCAACAGGGAGCGCUACCACACCACCCAUCACUACACCAGGGAACUUUACAACAGGUGACGCUACUUCACCACCCUUAACUUCAUCAGGAAGUAAUACAACAGGGAACGCUACUGCAUCACCCAUGACUACACCAGUAAAUGCUACUACACAACCCUUAAUUACAACAGGGAAUGGUACAACGGAGAGUCCUUCUAGACCAUCCAUGACUACACCAGUGAAUUCUACUAUACCCCCCAUUUCUACACCAGAAAGCAAUACAUCAGGGAAUGCUACUGCACCAUCUAUGACUACACCAGUAAUUGCUACUACACAACCCUUAACUACACCAGAGAACAAUACAACAGGUAACACUUCUGCACCAUCCAUGACUACACCAGUGAGUGCUACUACACAACCUUUAACUACUCUAGAAAACAAUGCAACAGUAAACGCCACCACACCACCCAUGACCACACCAAUACAUGCUACUACACCACCCAAAACUACUCCAGGGAGCAAUACGACAGUAAAUGCUACCACACCACACAUCAGUACAACAACGAACAAUGCCACAGUAAAUGCUACCACACCACACACUACUACACCAGGGAGCAACACAACAGUAAAUGCUACUACACCACCCAUAACUACACCCUGGAGCAAUACCACUGUAAAUGCAACUACACCCCACUUUACUUCACCAGUGAGCAAUUCAACAGUAAGUACUACCACACCACUCAUAACCACACCCGGGAACCAUACCACAGUAAAUGCUUCAACACCACCACCCAUAACUACACCCGGGAACCAUACCACAGUAAAUGCAACUACACCACUCAUAACUACACCAGGGAGCAAUACAACAGUAAAUGCUACUACCCCACAAAGUACCACUCAAGGAAGCAAUACAACAGUAAAUGCUACUACGCCACCUAUAACUACACCCGGGAACCAUUCCACAGUAAUUGCAACUACACCACAAUAUACUACUCCAGGAAGCAAUACCACAAUAAAUGCUACUACACCACAAAUUACUACAACAGGGAGCAAUACCACAGUAAAUGCCACUACACCAACCAUAACUACACCAGGGAGCAACACAACAGUACAUACUACCACACCAUCCACUAGCACACCAGGAAACAAUACCACAGUAAAUGCUACUACACCCUCCAUAACUACACCAGGGAGCAACACAACAGUAAAUGCUACUACACCACACAAUACUACACCCGGAAACAAUUCCACAGGAAAUGCUACAACACCGACAAUUACUACACCAGGGAGUAACACAACAGUAAAUGCUACAACACCACCCAUUACUACACCAGGGAGCAACACAACAGUAAAUGCUACAACACCACCCAUUACUACACCAGGGAGCAACACAACAGUAAAUGCUACAACACCAGCCAUUACUACACCAGGGAGCAACACAACAGUAAAUGCUACUACACCAGCCAUUACUACACCAGGGAGCAAUACCACAGUAAAUGCUACAACAACACCCAUUACUACACCAGGGAGCAAUACAACAGUAAAUGCUACCACACCACCACAAUCUACUCCAGGAAAUACUACUCUACCACCUAUAACCAACUCAACAACUGGACCCAUCGUAUCUACUACUAACCCAACUAACACCACCACACCAGGUACUUGUCCUACAGUGCCCUGCCCAUCACUCAGUGUCUGUGUGAACUCCGUCUGCCAGUGCUUGGCAGGAACUGUUCUUUUAAAUAAUGUUUGUGUGGAAACUAAAACCUUUGCUAGUUCCCUACGAGUGAACCGCACUUUUGAUGAUGCCAUGAAUGAUCCCAAGUCACCUCAAUUUCAGGAAUUUGCAAAUGAGAUCAUGGCUGCGGUAAAUGGAGCCAUGCGUAACCAGAAAAACUACAUUAACUGUACAGUGAUUAAAUUGAUGCCUGGCAGUGUAGUGGCCACAGUUAACAUGCUUUUUGAGCCCAACUCUCAAGUCACCCAGGAAUCAGUUUCAUCUGCCAUAACUACUGCUAUACAACAGUGCAAUAACACAAAUUGUGGGAUUCUUGCUGGUGCACAAUACAGUGAAACUAGUCUGUGUGCUCAAAAUCCUCCUCCUUGUGAUACCGAAACUACAGUGUGUAAUACUAAAGAUGGGUCUGCCAUCUGUACCUGUGUAACUGGUUACAUCCCCAGUCCUUACCAGAUCAAAAGCUGCAGUGCUUGCCCAAGUGGCUCCAAAGCAUAUGAAAAUAAAUGUGUGCCAUGUUCGUUUGGAUAUUCUGGAUUCAACUGUAAUGACUCCUCUCUGUUGGCUCUGGUGGUGGUGGCCUGUGUAUUAGGGGGUCUUCUGCUCAUUGUGAUUGUGGUAGCUAUCAUCUACAUCUGCAAGAGGAAGAAGCCAGACAUCAAUUAUUUCAGCAGCCCCUACUCUGCUGGGGACUACCGGACCCAUUGGACCUCUCAAGAGGUCGGCCAUAUCCCCCGUGCCACUCUCACAUCCACCUCCAGCCAUGAUGUCUCUGGGAACAGUCUGGAGAUGUCUGAAGCGAUGGGCAAAGGGAAAGGGCACAGUAAUGGAUUGAAGAUUGGAGGAAAGACGGGCUCGUAUGAUCUCACUUCAGAUAGCAUGAGAACCUUUAAAGACCCGAACCCUACACGGUACUCUUAUCUGGUGGGUCAUGAAAACCCCUAUUUCAUACCGGGAGAUGAGAAGAGAUGAGGAAUGCAGAAGAGGAAAGUAAGAGGACAAGAGUGCAAUAAUAAUAACGUGAAUUAUAAAAAGGCCUUGGAUCAAAACAUUUCAGGAAAGAUUAACCACACAGCUGACUCAGUGCAUACAUGCAAACAGCUUUAGAGAGAUUUAUCGUUUUUAAUAUUUUAAAAUGCAGCUUUUAUUCUAAAUUCUAUUACCCAGGAUAAAAUGCUCGCUUCCUAUAAGUGCAUUGAUGAUUGGGUUUCUUUUUCCACAAGUUUGACUGGUGUGUUUUAUGUAUGAGGAUGAGAGAUGAACACAGAACACUCUUUUUUCUGUUCAUAUGUCUUUAUUUUUUUAGAAUGUUUCAUCUGCACAUUUCAUAUCCAGUGUUUGUUAAUAUUUCAAAGAUCAUCCGUAUGUUGCUAUGGUUUUCAUCUCAGAACACUUUACUAUAAAAGGAUGUAAUAUUGAACCAUGUAAGUGAUCGUUGAUGACUUAACCAGUCAUAUGUUGCAUGCAUGGUUUUUUAGCAAUAGUAAAAUCUACAUAUGGGUCAAAUUAUAGAUUUGUUUUACAUUGUAUUUAUAUUUUUUAACAUAUUCCAGAUUUUCAAAUAGUUGUAUCUCUGCCAAAUAUUGUCUUUUCUUUACAAACCAUAUGCAAACGUAUUUAUUUAACUUUCAGGUCUUAUUUUUUCUUCCUAAAUUUUGACACUUAUGACUAGUUUUGUGGUCUAUGGUCACAUUUUAUUGAAAUUAUUCUGUUAUUGCAAUAAAUUAGGGGCAUAAUAUUCAAUAUAAUCCAGUUUCUUGUUUUUAAAAGGCAUCUAAUCAAUCCAGUAAUUGCACUUUUAAGGAGAAAGGGUGUCUGUAUUUGUGUCUGUGUGUGUUUUAAGUUAUAUGACAAUGCCCUCUGAUAUAUUCAGUUCUGUCAUGACAACGUUUGAAGAGAGUAUAGUUAUAUGUAUAUGGAAACGUUUGUAAUCAAUGAUUAUUGGUGCAGAGCUUGUACUUCUAGACCAUUUCAAUGUGGUCAUGUCAUUGGCCCAUGAACAUUUCCUGCUUAUCAAAUUAUUUCAUAACUGUAACAAGAGGCAAUUUAAUCAUAACUUAAUGUUAAAACAGCUGCCAUAACAUUAUCAAUAUGUGGCUCUUUUUGGAUUCUCUGAAGCUAUAGAAAUGAAAAAUGUAAAACAGGAAAUACAAUAAGACCAUUGCUUUUGUUUGCAUCCCUUAAAAUGGUCUAUACUGCCAGUAUUUUCACAAACAUAUACUGUCUGAGAAUGUAAAACGCUUCUGCUGCAAACAUAACAUACAUAAACCUCCUAUAGCAGAUCCAUACACAGGUGGAGGAUGGUAGAAGUAAAUGCAUGGCAGAAUGCUAAUGUAAAUGACACUGAGGUAUUUAAAUAUUGAGGAUCAAGCUCAUUGGCUGAUGAAGGGACAGCAACCAAUCAUGCAGUUGGAAACAUAGAACUUAUGGGCCUGCCCAAUCCGCCUGUUAAGUGUGACGUCUUGCAAAUCAGCUUACGGGUCCAAGCACUCUAUCAAACUGUAUGGGGAGACUCGACAAAUAAUAAUAAAAAACAUUUACAAAAUGAUAUAAUACCUUCGAUUAUAUCGCAAUCACAAUACAUAAAUAUCCAUACCUAAUAUCCGUUGGCCUAAAAGUAAUACAUUUUUAUAAAUUGGUAAAAUGUUGGUAUUUGUAAUGCAGAAAGUCCAGAGAUGGUUGUGUACAGCAUGAUUUGAUAUAAAAUUCCCUUUAAUGUGUGAUAGGACUAAAAAGUGGCCAUAUAAUAUUUUCUUAGUUCAAAUGAGUAGGGGCUUGGACCCGGAAACAGUAUUUCCUACAUCACAACUUAACAAGUGGAUAGAGUUUCAUGACAGAACAUUGUAUUUAUGACUUUUUGGUAUAUACAUAUAUUUCUCCAAAGAAUUAAUUUAUUUCCUGCCAGGACAAUGCAUGCCAGCAGAAAUUGAUCUCUGUGCCUGACUUUGACGUGGUCUUUCGAAUAGGAGAAAUAUGAAUUAAAGAGGAGUUUUCUUUUAAUCAUGUCUCCUCUGUAGACGUGCCAAUAAUCAAAUUUAUGUACACCAGAACCUGACAGUGUUUAUUUAACUGUCUGUUUGCUACAUAUAGACUUAUUUAUGUGUCACUGGGAUGUUUUCUAUCUGUACAUAAGGCUUUUGUAAAAAUAAAUGCUCUUGGGACAGAGUGAUUAUUCAUGUUGUUCUGUAUGUUGAAACUAAAUAAAUUAAUAUAAAGAUGUAGUUAUCUAAAA
Danio rerio (zebrafish) is the source of this 5861-nucleotide messenger RNA. The record is from RefSeq and is a predicted model, not a curated record. NCBI's taxonomy places the organism in Eukaryota, Metazoa, Chordata, Actinopteri, Cypriniformes, Danionidae.